Messenger RNA from Chionomys nivalis (European snow vole), 2598 nucleotides. RefSeq names its product EGF containing fibulin extracellular matrix protein 1 (gene Efemp1). Lineage: Eukaryota; Metazoa; Chordata; Mammalia; Rodentia; Cricetidae. The transcript has 11 exons. The coding region runs from base 146 to 1627 and encodes 493 amino acids. Gene Ontology annotation, molecular function: calcium ion binding. The record is from RefSeq and is a predicted model, not a curated record.
GCCCUACUUCUCCUCCCUUUCUCCUCCUCCUGUGGCUGCUGCUGCUGCCAGACCUCGCCAUUUCAGACCCACCGGGCUGCCCUCCCCUGCGCACCUCUUCACUGCCAGGGCAGGAGAGCGGCGCAGUCCCCCGCAGAAAGUCACGAUGUUGCAAACCCUUUUCCUAACUUUGCUGACUCUGCUGAUGGUCAAGUCACAGGACACCGAGGAAACCAUCACAUACACGCAAUGCACCGACGGAUAUGAGUGGGACCCCGUAAGACAGCAGUGCAAAGAUAUUGAUGAAUGUGACAUUGUCCCAGACGCUUGCAAAGGUGGAAUGAAAUGUGUCAACCACUAUGGAGGAUAUCUCUGCCUUCCUAAGACAGCCCAAAUUAUCGUCAAUAACGAACAACCUCAGCAAGAAACACCAGCUGCGGAAGUACCAUCGGGGGCUGCUACCGGAAGCAUAACUGCCAGUAGCAUGGCAACCAGCGGUGUGAUGCCUGGAGGUGGUGUCAUAGCCAGUGCCACUGCAGUUGCUGGCCCUGAAGUACAGACCGGCCGAAAUAAUUUUGUUAUCCGGAGGAACCCAGCUGACCCUCAGCGUAUGGCUACCAACCCUUCCCACCGGAUCCAGUGUGCAGCAGGCUACGAGCAGAGUGAGCAUAACGUGUGUCAAGAUAUCGAUGAGUGUGCCUCAGGGACCCACAAUUGCAGAGAGGACCAAGUGUGCAUCAACUUACGUGGUUCCUUCACAUGCCAGUGUCUUCCGGGGUAUCAGAAGCGGGGCGAGCAGUGCGUGGAUAUAGAUGAAUGCGCCGUGCCUCCAUAUUGCCACCAAAGAUGCGUGAACACACCAGGUUCCUUUUACUGCCAGUGCAGUCCUGGGUUUCAGUUGGCAGCAAACAACUACACUUGUGUGGAUAUAAACGAAUGUGAUGCCAGCAACCAGUGUGCUCAGCAAUGCUACAACAUCCUCGGCUCCUUCAUCUGUCAGUGCAACCAAGGAUACGAACUGAGCAGUGACAGACUCAACUGUGAAGACAUAGAUGAAUGCAGAACCUCAAGCUACCUGUGUCAAUAUCAGUGUGUCAACGAACCAGGGAAGUUCUCGUGCAUGUGCCCCCAGGGCUACCAAGUGGUGAGAAGCAGGACCUGCCAGGAUAUAAACGAGUGUGAGACCACUAACGAAUGCCGAGAAGACGAGAUGUGCUGGAAUUACCAUGGCGGCUUCCGUUGUUACCCACGAAACCCGUGUCAAGAUCCCUACGUUCUAACGUCAGAGAACCGAUGUGUUUGCCCGGUCUCAAACACCAUGUGCCGAGACAUGCCCCAAUCCAUAGUCUACAAAUACAUGAGCAUCCGAUCUGACCGGUCCGUGCCUUCAGACAUCUUCCAGAUACAGGCCACAACUAUUUACGCCAACACCAUUAAUACCUUUCGGAUCAAAUCUGGGAAUGAAAACGGAGAGUUCUACCUACGACAAACAAGCCCUGUGAGCGCAAUGCUUGUGCUUGUGAAGUCACUAACGGGACCGAGAGAAUACAUCGUGGACCUGGAGAUGCUGACAGUCAGUAGCAUAGGGACUUUCCGCACAAGCUCCGUGUUACGAUUGACAAUAAUAGUGGGGCCAUUUUCGUUUUAGCCUUUAUGAGAGUCCACCACAUGCAUUUAAAUAAGCCAAAGAAUAUUGUUACAUUAAAGCACUAUUUUAUUUAUAGAUAUAUCUAGUACAUCUGUAUCCAGACAGUUACACAAUGAUAGGAAGUGGGCAUUUAAUCUGUAAGAUUCAAAGUUUAUCUUUAUCACUGAGUGUAAAUUAGACAUUAAGCCACCAAAUGUUCUUCUUGAAGGGAGCUAAGCAUAUAUUAUCUGGUGAAACUUGGAUUCUUUCCUAUAAAAAUGGGACCAAGCAAUGAUACUGUUCUGUGGUAUGUAGAGAAAUACAUAAUUCCACAGGCCAUCUCAUGAGUAUCGGCCAUCUUAACAUCAAGAGCAAGGAGGAGGGGUUUUUUAACUGCUUUGUAAGAAAAGGGGGGAAAAGUCAAUAAAGAUAUAUUUCUUUAGAAAAUGAGAAUCUGCCAUGUUUGUGUUAAUCUGUAUUUUAGUGUUAUUGGUACUGCUUAUUGUUCAUCAGUAAAUUAUUACUGCACAAUAUAGUGGUUUCUGUAGGACUCUUGAACUAUGUCAUAAAUUUUAUCCACAAUUCCAAAUGAAUCAUAGAUCUCCUCAAAAUUUACCGCAUUGGAAAGUCUAUGAGGAGCAGUAAAGAAAACAGCUUUUUGUAAAACCAUGUUAGAAUCCUUCACAGAAGCAAGCACGUGUAGUAGAAUUGCUGAAGCAAGAAGUGCACCCAAGGUUCAGAGAGAAAUGGGAAAAGAAGUAUUUCCCUGGAGACAUCCCUGUUUCUAAGCUUGACUUCUAGCAAGCCUCUGGUUUGUCAGGAAGAGUCUAGUCCUUGUGCUUGCACGCAUAGAGGAAGGAAUGGUGGCUCUUUAACCAUUUAAGAUUCACAUUAGCCUCCAUUCCCAAUCCUAUGAAAAAGCUCCAUGUCUUGUUUGUGUAAAAUAACUGCUUCUCUUUGAUGUAUCAUAUUUUUAACUAAAAUAAAUAUUC